Molecule: messenger RNA, 3259 nt
Organism: Bombus pyrosoma
Lineage: Eukaryota; Metazoa; Arthropoda; Insecta; Hymenoptera; Apidae
Gene: Mms19
Product: MMS19 nucleotide excision repair protein
Exons: 9
Coding region: 46-2931 (961 amino acids)
Biological process (GO): iron-sulfur cluster assembly
Cellular component (GO): cytosolic [4Fe-4S] assembly targeting complex
Source: RefSeq, a predicted model, not a curated record
ACUAAGGUUAAGUAGUACACACACAGUACGAAGGCAUGUUUUGCAAUGGCUUCACUUACAAGUACCGUUUCUAAAGAAAGAUUUCUUACUGCUUUUGAAGACGAUCAGGCACUGGACACAACGUGCCAAGAGAUCGCCUUAGAAAUACAGUCUGGUCAUACAAAACUUUAUGCAAUUAUAGAAGAACUUAGACCUUUUGUAACUGAAAAAGAUGUUACAAUACGAAAAAACGGCAUCUCUGCCCUUUCUGCUAUUUUAUUUCAUUUACCUAAGGAUUUUUUGAAUGAAGAUGAAUUGUGUUUUAUAACAUCAUUUUAUUGUGACAGAUUAAAAGAUCACCAUAGGAUUAUACCAGCAGUAGUAAAAGGAAUUUUGACAAUUGUUCAAAUGGAUCAUUUACCUAAGGAUUCACCUGAAUGUUUACUUAGGAGUCUUUUUGAAAAUGUGCAGUGCCAAUCUCAAUUAUCACUUGAUCGCAGAAAUAUAUAUUUUAUAUUUACAACAUUAUUGGAAAAUAGAAUAGAAGAUUUAAAAGCUAUGGGGCCAGAUUUUAUUUAUGGACUCAUUACUAGUAUAGAAACAGAAAGGGAUCCUAACAAUCUUAUGAUAUUAUUUGACGUACUUCCAAAUUUUAUGAAAAAAUUGUCAUUAGGCCAUUUAGCUGGAGAAAUGUUUGAAGUCAUUGCGUGUUACUUUCCAGUUGACUUCCAUCCUCGUAGAACAGAGGGAAUAACGCGUGAUGAUUUGGCAGAGAAAUUGGCACCUUGUCUUUAUGCCGUACCAGAAUUUGCUGAAUUUUGUAUACCGCUCAUAAUUGAAAAAUUACUCUCCAAUCUUAAGAUUGCCAAGUUGGACUCUUUGAGUCUAUUAUGUAAAAGUGUAAAGACAUUCGGUGUGAAUGGCAUAAAAAUAUAUUUGACCGAAUUAUGGAUUAUCUUAAGAAAAGAAAUUAUACCAGGUGGAGAUUUAGAAUUAAAAAAUGCAAGCUUAAAAGCAGUCACCACUAUAAUUGACACUAUAUCAAGUGAUGUUGAAGUUCGUGAAAGUUUCAUUAAUGAUAUAACCACAGAUCUAAACUCAUCUUUGUAUGAUGUGCAACUUAGUUUGUUUAGACCAUCUGUAAAAAUACUAGAAUGUGUGGCAAUGAUCAAUAAAGAAUCAUGUAUACAAGUAUUAAAAGCGAUAGUGCCAAUAUUUCUUGGCCAAUAUUCUACUAAGACUGCAAUAGUUGAUAAAGUAAUUUUAAUCGAAACAUUAAACAAUUUUAUUAAAACUGCUUCCGAUCAUAGAUUUACUAUUAAGGAUGUUCCAGAAUUAGCAUGGACAGAUAUACCAAACCUAUAUUUAAAUGAAUUAUCAACAGGGAAUAUGGAAUUACAAUCAAAAAUAUUAUUUGGUUUAACACUACAAAAAGCGUAUUUAAAUGAAGUACAUCGUACUCUACUUUAUGAUAAAAUUUGUAAUCUAAUUGAAACAAAUUGUAAUGAAAUAAAAAUACUCUGUCAUUCGGCUCUUUUAAGUUUUGCUACAUUAUAUUCAAAUGAGAUAUCAACUCUCAUCAAAGAAAAGUUUCAGUUAAAUACUGAUGAGGAGAAGAUAGAAAUACGAAUCCGUAAAUUAAAAGUACUAGCAACUGUUGCUAAAACAUAUAAAUUAGGUAUUGAAGUUCUUCCACAGAUUGUAUUGCAAACAAAUGUUGCGAACUUUGACAUAAGCUUCACAGCUCUAACAUGUCUUCAUAGGCUAGUCGCUACAACAGCUAUUGACUAUAAUAUUCUACAUUAUCUGUAUGAUGAAUGCAAUAUUAUUCAAAAAUUGGCUGCCCUUAAUAUCAAUCCCAUGGAUGGAAGAUUAGAUUUAGUUUUAAAUAUUUGUCGACUAAUUGUACGAAAUCUUAUGAUUGAAGAGCAACAAAAUCUUGUCAACAAGUACAUUUCAGUUUUAAGUGAACAAAGUUCAGAAUCUGAUGCUGCUUUAGUAAUGAAUAUUUUCAUCCCCUUAUACCAAGAUGUUAAAUUAACAAUAAAUGUAAACUUAUUACAAAAUGUACAUAAUUUAGCACUUUACAGCCAACAUUCAAAUAUAAGGCUAAUAGCAUGUAAAUUUAUUGCUGUAAUAUUAAACAAAUUUGAUGAUAGUAAUGAAUACUUCCAACAUGCUUUAUCAUAUUUUAAAGAAGCAAUAAAUAAUAAUUUAAAUUCAGAUACUAAUAUUGAAAUAAUGCAAGCAAGUGCUUCUCUGCAAAUAUGGCUAACAAAAGCUAUAAUUAUAAAAGGUUCCCGUGAUGUUGAAAUAUUUUUAGAUGAGCUUAUCAAUAUUUUGAAACAUGACCGAAUAGGCCAGCAUAUAGUACAAGAAUAUAAGAUCUUGACAAACAGACACGAAGAUACUUUAGUGGUGGAAAAUUUUUGUAAUGUCAAAAUUCUGUAUAAACAAAGGGUAUUUGAACAUUUAAUUAAAAAAGAUUCUGAGUUUAAAAAUAUAGCAAGGCAGAACUAUUUAAAGACAUUAGUACAAUUAUUAGAAGAAGUACCCUUGGAGCUGUUAUUUAUGUAUUUAAUUAAGUUGGUCCCCCUUUUAAUAGAAUCUUUAUCUCUUGAAAAUGAACAACUAAUUUUUUUAACAUUAACAACAUUGAACCUCUUAUUGGAGACUAAACACAGUAUUUUUUCUGAUAAGAUACAAAGUUUUAUUCCGAGGUUAUUAAAGUUAUCUACCUACAGAAUAAUGAGAGUCAGAAUAGCAGCUUUAGACUGUUUAACAAAUUAUUGUAAUUAUCCAACGAUAUUCAUUAACACAUACAAACAAGAUGUAUUAGAAAAGUUAAUAGUUCCAAUUGACGAUCGAAAACGCUUAGUUCGAAAAGCCGCAGUAAAAGCGAGAUCACGAUGGUUUUUGGUUGGUGCGCCAGGAGCAGUAAAAAGACAAUGAUCUGUUUACUUUUACAUUAAAUUUAUCGCGAUACAUUUAUAACUCAUAGAUAAAUACAUUUAUGUUUGUUUAAUACAAAUAGAUAAAAAUUUUAUUAUAAUAUUGUUUUGUAUAUUUUUAAAGUUGUACACACAAGUCUACUUUUAUAUAUCAAUUUAUAUAUAUAUAUAUAUAUAUAUAUAUACAUGUUAAAGCAAAUGAUUUCUCUUACUGUACUACUUUUUCUUGUAAGAGUAAAGAAACUGAUUCAUCAUAUUGUACUUAUCCUAUAUGUUGUAUAUAAUGUACAUAAUUGAAUAAAGAAUUGAUUUCUGUAAUGGGAUUGAAA